This is a messenger RNA of Oncorhynchus mykiss (rainbow trout), 6609 nucleotides long. The record is from RefSeq and is a predicted model, not a curated record. NCBI's taxonomy places the organism in Eukaryota, Metazoa, Chordata, Actinopteri, Salmoniformes, Salmonidae.
AGUAAACUCACUCACCAUUGCAAGAAAGUUGCCGACAAGGACAAUGCUUCUUCUGCUGCCCAAGUCAUGAGCGGUCCCCGUCACAACGGAAAAACCGAAGGAUUCAAGUAUUUACAUGUUGCAUUGAGAAAACAACCACGCACAUCGAAACACGGCAGAAGAUGGAUUGGAGUCUCCCUGUGUAGAUCCAUGAUGGCCGUCGUCUUGACCACAGCAGCUGAAGGCCCCCUCCAAGCCCAUGUAUGUACGUUGUUAUGGCAACAAUAGAUGGAAACACGGACGUUGAGACCCUGUUGGCUGCGAUCCACCUGGAGCGAUACCUGAAGACCUUCCGCCAGUCUGGCUUCCUCUUGGCCAGGGACCUCAGCCACCUAGACAAUGGAGCUCUUAUCCAGCUGGGUGUAACUGCCACCGGACACAGGAAGAGAAUUCUGAGACUGGUCCAGCACAUUCAGAGGGCUACCAAUCAGAAUCAGUUGACAUCCGAGCCCUUGGAGCCCUUAUUGGACCGUUGUCAGUCUGAGUCUGACAUUAAUUCCACACCCAUCCAAUCAGGAGGGCCGAGGUCUGACCAAGGGGGCGGAACUGGGGCCAUUCCGUUUGAAGCGUUCCGGAAUAAUUCUGUUCCUAACAUUCCAUCCAUGUUGAUGAACUCCGGGUCAGAACAGCAGCAACAGUACAAUGGGAAUGUUGUCAUAAAACCGGUUCCAAAACCUAGAACAGUGUUUUACAGACACAAAACAGAACCCGCCCGGUUUCUCUCCUGUCCCAUACCACCGACAUCACCAGAUCCUCAUGUUCUGACCCUAACCAGGAAACCGUCUCAGGAAUCUCUCUGUUUCACCAUAUUGGAAGGUUUGGCUUCAGGUGAAUUUAACACUGACACAGUGAUGGUGGGGCCUACCCUUAACCCUGCCCCUACCCCUACCCUGAGACACAGCCUAAGCCUGAGAGAGAGUAGGCUGAGUAACUCUUCAGACUCUGGAGGUCCCCAGCCCCCUGUUCCCCCUCGGCUAAACCGAGGUACCCCUCCAGCCAUGUUUAGGGGACCUACAUCCACACCGCCGUCAUCUGGUGGAAGGACUGAACAAAACCAGGACCAGUGCAUGACAACCCCACCUCCCUCAUCCCCUUGUAACUAUGACGACACUGGAUUCCCCUCUCUGGCUACUUCCCCUCCUGGCUCCCCGAUGGAGAUGGUCUCCAAUGAGAUCUACUGUGGCACUUCACCUGGCACGGCAGCUAGUAGUGGACGGAUUCCCUGCAGCGCUCCUCAAACACCACCACGGCCAGAGAUCCACACCUCUCCUGAAGGGAAUGGCACUUUAAAUAACAACUCUCGUGAAUCGUCCCACGGAGUCCCCAUGGAGGACCCAGAGGAGGAGAUCAGUCCCUACUGUGAAACGGUCUUCCAGACCAGACGACCACUGCAGCACUCUGAGGCGGAAAGGACCAGAUGUGAAGGAAAGACAGGAAUGACAAGAGCGGUGGAAGAGAAACACGGAGAGGAUCAUGGGACACCCAAACUCUCCUGGGCCAAACGUCUGUCCCACGCCCUCCACAGUGAGUCCCAGGGCUACAGCACAGUAGGAGAGGCGGCACCACCCCCUCUCUGCCUCUCCUUACCGCCCAACCUGUACCCCUCGGAGCCGGAUGAGGACCAGACGAUAUCCCCCUACGCCAGCUACACCUCUCUCUCUGAGCAGACUGAACCCAUCAUCUGUGGCUGGCUGGAUAAGCUAUCACCACAAGGGAACUAUGUAUUCCAGAAACGCUAUGUGAAGUUUGAUGGCAAAAAUCUGCUGUACUUCGGCAGUGAAAAGGACCCGUACCCCAAAGGAGUGAUCCCUCUGGCUGCGAUACAGAUGGCCCGCAUGGCCAAAGACAAUAAAUUUGAGAUAGUGACAAGUCACAGGACGUUUGUCUUCCGGGCUGAUAACGAAGUGCAGAGACAUCAGUGGUGCAGUACCCUACAGGGGAGGGUGAAGGAACAGCUUGUGUUCGGGCGCCCUCGCUUCGGUCCUGGCAGCCACUGUCAGAGGAGUGGUCCUCUGGAGCUCAAAGGGACCAAGGCAAAAAUCUACGUGGCCAUCAACACAGAGCAGGUCUGGCUGUACAAGACUGAGCAGUGUUUUAGGAAUGGGAUUGGAAUCACGCUGAUCGAGGCCAGAGGAGCUACGAUCAGAGACGGCAAAGGAAAGAGCUUUGACCUCAUCACACCUUACAAAACAUUCAGUUUCACAGCUGAGUCUGAGCGGGAUAAGAGGGACUGGAUGGAGGCUAUACAGGAGUCCAUAGCAGAGACCCUGUCUGACUACGAGGUGGCUGAGAAGAUCUGGUCCAACAGGUUCAAUAAGCUCUGUGCUGACUGCCAAGCAGUCAACCCUGACUGGGCCUCCAUUAACCUCUGUGUUGUCAUCUGUAAGAACUGUGCAGGUCAACACAGAGGUCUGGGGACUAUGGUGUCUAAAGUACAGAGCCUGAAACUGGACACCAGCGUGUGGAGCAACGAGAUCGUGCAGCUCUUUAUAAUGUUGGGGAACGACCGAGCCAAUGAGUUCUGGGCGGCCAGGUUAUCUCCAGCUGACGAGUUAGACCGUGACGCCACACCGGACCAGCGGAGAGAGUUUAUCAUCCAUAAGUACCGUGAGGGGCGCUACCGACACCCCCACCCCAACUUCAACACACAGGAGGAGCUGCUCAAGGUUCUGUGUACUGCUGUGACCGAGCAGAACCUGCUGAAGACAGUCACCCAGAUCUUUACCGAGGCAGAGGCUGUCCGAGCCCGCCUCGCUGCCUCUAAUGGAUAUGACAAGCAUCUGUCUCAGGAAUACUCCCUCCCGCAAGGCACCUCAGACCCCGGUGUGUAUGAUGAGAUUAUGCAGGCCGUGCUGCACUCCGGCUACCUCUACAAGUCAGCCUCAAUGAACAAAGGGACAUUAUCCAGGAAAACCAGAGAAGAUUUCCAGAAGUACUGGUGCACGGUGGAGAGGUCUCUUCUGUUCUACGAGUCUGACCGAUGUCCUGAUCCUAGCAUGAAGAUCAACGUCAAAGACAUCGUCUGUCUGGGGGUCAGCAGGCCGGACUCCUGCAACAACAACGGCUUCAUUGACAGGUUUCUCUAUACGUUUCAACUGUACCUGUCCUCAGAGAAGCUCUAUCAGUUUGGAUUGGAAACUUCUGAUGCACUGCAAUGUUGGGUCAAGGCCAUCGGAAAGGCCGCCACACCUUUAAGCUGCCACUGCCUGCUAGCGAGGGAGUUUGAGCGGGUGGGAGUGCUGCGUUACAAGGCCAUGCGGGACCCUUCUCAGUGGAAAGAGGGAUAUUUUGUCCUUCAGAAGUCUAACCUCUUCAUCUGCCCAGGGAACGACGGAGCAGCUGAGGACAUUAUCAACCUUAAACGUCUGCAAGAGCUCAGUAUAGUAACUGAGAACCAAAACCACGAGAAGAAGGAAAUUCUGGUUUUGGUUGAAAAAGGAAGGACGCUGCACCUCCAGGGGAUGGGUCGGUUAGACUUCUCCCUGUGGUACGCAGACAUCCAGAGAGCGGCUGGAGGGAAGGGCAACACCCUGAGAGAACAGCAGCUCAGCAGGAAUGAUAUCCCCAUCAUCGUAGACAGCUGCAUCGCCUUCAUCACACAGUAUGGUCUGGGUCACGAGGGGAUCUACAGGAAGAACGGAGCCACGUCCAGGAUCAAACUACUGAUGGAGGAGUUCAGGAACGAUGCUCGCAACGUCAAGCUUCGGAUCGGGGAUAACUUCAUAGAGGAUGUGACUGACGUCCUGAAGAGGUUCUUCAGGGAGAUAGACGACCCCAUCUUCAUGGCUGACCUGCAUCAGCUAUGGAAGGAGGCUGUCAGAACAGCCAAGGAUAAGAACCAGCGUCUGGACAGAUACAAGGAGAUCAUCCGUAGUUUACCUAGAGUCAACAGGACUACCCUGGCUGCUCUCAUCAGCCACCUCUACAGGGUUCAGAAGUGUGCAGACCUGAACCAGAUGUGUACCAAGAACCUGUCCCUGCUGUUCGCCCCCAGCCUCUUCCAGACAGACGGGAAAGGAGAACACGAAGUGAAGAUCGUUGAAGACCUCAUAGACAACUACCUGUAUAUAUUUGAUAUUGAUGAGGAGCAACAGACCCAGAUAGAACUGGAGCUCAGCCUCAUCACCACCUGGAAGGACACACAGCUGUCCCAAGCAGGUGACCUGAUCAUUGAAGUGUAUCUGGAGAAGAAGAUGGCAGACUGCUGCAUCACACUCAAGGUAUCUCCAACCAUGGGUGCUGAGGAGUUGACUAACCAGGUCCUGUACAUGAGGAACAUCCCAGCAGGGGAGAAGGACGUGUGGCUGACGUUCGAGACCAUAGAGGAAGGACAACUGGAGCGGCCCCUACACCCCAAAGAGAAGGUGCUGGAGCAGGCUCUACAGUGGUGUAAAAUGGCUGAUCCUAGUUCAGCUUACCUGGUGGUGAAGAGAGUUCCCAAAGGAGAGGGCAUCAACAUCCUCACUGCCUACAAGAGUGAGAUCAUAAAGAUGGGAGUUCUGAAGUGUCGUGAAGAGCCGCCUAAACUCCUCCACGGAAAAGUCUUUCAGGAACACACCUUUCAGAUCAAAGACCACAAGCUGCUACUGCUGAAGGACAAAAAGGUAUUUCUGCUCUCACGUCGCGGUCACAUCUUGAAGUCGGAACUCUGCGCUACUUUGGACUCGAUGUCGUUGUCGCAGAGCAUCAAGCCUGAAAAGGAAUGGCCUCUGAAAUCUAUGAAGAUCUACAUGGGAAUUCGAAAGAAGCUGAAACCCCCCACUAGAUGGGGCUUUACUCUCAUGAUGGAAAAACAGCAACUGUACCUUUGUUGCUUUUGUGAGUCCGACCUAUGGGAUUGGGUCACCAAUUUCCUCAAAGCACAGAAUGAUGACCCCCGACCUCCGGUGUUGAGGCGUCACUCCUCCUCAGACAUCUCCAAACAGAAGUUUGGGACCAUGCCCCUAGUACCAAUCAGAGGGGACGGACAUGAGAGCAACUCUACCAUGCUGUCAGCCAAUCAGACUCUGCGAAAGCUUCACGCUAGAAGGACUCUCUCCAUGUUCUUUCCCAUGAAGGUGCAGCAGGACUCCUUCGAGGAGCAUCCAGAGCCAGAACCCCCAGAACCCCCAGAGCCUCUGUAUGAGGAAGUAGGAGACUUCGGCCUGCAGGUCCUCAAGUCCCUGGAGACCAGCUUCCUCUCCAACAACACCUCAGAGACCCAGGAGGUCCCUGACGGGCCCCUGAACCUCAUCCUGGGCCCUCGGAAGACGGGCUCCCUGGACCGCAUGAUCGGCCCCAACCCGGUUCACUCUCUGGGACUGGGAGGAGAGGGUCUGCUGCCCCCUGCUGGUUCUCUUGAUACCCUGGUCCUGGGUGAAAGAGAGAACCUCCAGGAGUCUAAUCAGCCAGUGCCGAGGAGGAGGAAGCAGCAGCACAGGCCCUGUACCCCCUCUCAGGAGCUGCUCCUCCAGGAACUGUCCUCCGUCUUCACCAAGAAGACAGAGAAUGAGGAGAAACCACCAGGAGAGAAGAACGUCAUCUGAGGAGAAGAAGAGAUGUGUGCACUUGUAUUGUAGACUCAGGCCAGACAGACAGAAGACUGUAACAGCAUGGGAGUACGGACACAACCCAUUUGUUUGGGUGGUGUGUCAAAAAGACAUAAUCAGAUAGGAAUAACCAUUUACUUGUUUUAUCCUACAAACUAGUACUGUUCUAUCACUGGUAUGUACAGAUCCGUUUUAUUUUGAAAGAUGCUUAUUGGAUUAUAACAUCCUUGCUAAUUGCUUUAAGCUAUGAACUAUGGGGGAUGCCUUUUUUCAUAGUUUUUUUUUUCAUAGUUUACUAAACCUCUAGAGUGAGAAGAGAAAUGGAUGCUUCUCUCAUGUCUGGUGGUGAUGCAUUAGGCAUUACACUGGUUUAGUUUUAAACAACUGGAUUUUAAAUAGAAAUGUGUUACAGUCUCUUAAUGUAUUAAUUUAUUUUCAAGAAUAUUUUAUCAACUUUGUUUUUAAUUUUUUUUUUUUAAUAAAAGCUGUGAAAGUAAAAAGCAGAGUUUUGCUUCAAAACAGCCCCAGAUAUUCCAGAGUGUUGUGACACUGUCUGGCCAGAAGGUGGCAGUAUGCCACACUGUCUGGCCAGAAGGUGGCAGUAUGCCACACUGUCUGGCCAGAAGGUGGCAGUAUGCCACACUGUCUUUUAGAUAGUACAAAUGGAUUCUGAGUAUUAUAUACACCACUGUAUGACGUGAAUACAGCCAAAUAUAAUGAUUGUUAGUGGCACUACAUUUUAAUAUUCUUCAUGUUUGCACUACUAAGUCUAUUGCUUUUACGUUAAUAUGCCAUGUUCAAGAUAUCCUCCCUUUUUCAUCAAUCUAAAUAGACAAUAAGAUAUUACAAUUUGACUGCCUUUGCCAAGUGUCUAUAGUGUGUUGUAAUGCAUUUGCUUGCAUUGUCCUCCAUUCGUUUUAUUCUUACUGUAAAUAUUGUACAUUAUUCUGUGUGCUUAUACCCUUUCAAUAUUCAUUAUGCAGCAUUUCACUGUGUCGUCGCUACAUGAAGGUCUAUAUUAAAUAUGAUAUUUUUAGUUUUA